Messenger RNA from Musa acuminata AAA Group (dessert banana), 675 nucleotides. RefSeq names its product transcription initiation factor TFIID subunit 15b-like. The transcript is spliced from 4 exons. Gene Ontology annotation, molecular function: mRNA binding. Lineage: Eukaryota; Viridiplantae; Streptophyta; Magnoliopsida; Zingiberales; Musaceae. Gene Ontology annotation, cellular component: cytoplasm. The record is from RefSeq and is a predicted model, not a curated record. Bases 68 to 505 code for a protein of 145 amino acids.
CAGUACUAACUCGUCUCGUCUCCCCUUCCUCGUCUAUCUCACCUUCCAUUAUUCAGGACUUGAGAAGAUGAGCAAGUGGCCAGGAGACUGGAACUGCUGGUCCUGCCACCACCACAACUUCAGCUGGCGCGAUACAUGCCAGAAAUGUGGUAACCUGAGGUCGUCCGUCGGUGACUUCUCCGACUCCACCGGCUCCGGCAGCGGUGGAUCGUCGUUGGGUUUCACCGUCUCGGGGCACGUCCGCCUCGGAGACUGGUACUGCUCAUGCGGCGGUCACAACUUCGCCAGCCGAUCGAGCUGCCACUCGUGUGGCGCCGUCAAGCAUGACUCCACCAUCGGCGGAUCUGACAGCAAUGACAUGCCAGGCUCACAGGGUAUCGCCUACGGUGGUGGAGGCUGGAAAUCCGGGGACUGGUUGUGCACCAGGUCGGGCUGCAAUCAGCACAACUUCGCUAGCAGGAGGGAAUGUUAUCGCUGCAAGGCACCUAAGGGAUCCGGUGCUUAAGCCUAGGGAGACUAAAGACCAUGCAGAGAGAAGACGAUGGACCGAGUGAGAAGAAUGGGACCAAUUAGUUCUACUUCCGAUCCAGCUUUUGUUUAAUGCCAAAAUAUUGGGCGAAUAAUUUACAUGUUGCAAGUGAGACUGUCUUGUUAGCUUGUGUUUGUUGUGUUGUU